ACCGUGCGUCACAUCCUCUUAAAACAUGGCGGCGCUCUCACAGAUGUCACACCGGUGUAACUUCGAUUAAACCAAUCCGCGUUAUUUUCUCACAACACCACGUCUGCUGCCAUCUACGUCGACCUGGUGGGAUCAAGAUUGUAUUCACAUUUAACAUUGGAGUGAAGACUAGCAUCAUGGUUCAUCUGUCGUCCCACCUCUUGAAGCGCUACCACGGGGGUUUUGUGGUCCUCCGCCUGGCAAUGGCAGGCCACCAUCAAGCCAACAGGCCGUUUUAUCGCAUCGUGGCGGCCUUCAACAAACGGGCGAGGGACGGUAAAUAUAUAGAACAGCUGGGAACAUACGACCCUCUCCCUAACAUCUACAACGAGAAACUCGUCAGCUUUAACUACGACCGCAUCAAGUACUGGAUUGGCUGUGGCGCCCACACGACUAAGCCGGUGGCCAAACUUCUAGGGUUGGCCGGGUUUUUUCCACUUCAUCCCAUGACUGUGACGCAGAUGGAGCGCCGCCGAGCCCAAGCAAAGGAGACAGAAAUGAAAGCAAAAUAUAGUGUGGAGGCUGAAGCGUAAAGGGUGGUUGCUUGUGUGAUGACAUAGCAGUUCUGACACACGUUGAAGUGUUGGGUUUUUUUGUACAUUCUUUGUCAUUGAUUUAGUGGGUAUGGCAAUGAUAAAACAUUAUGAAAUACA
This is a messenger RNA of Nerophis ophidion (straightnose pipefish), 692 nucleotides long. It is a transcript of the gene mrps16, whose product is annotated as mitochondrial ribosomal protein S16. NCBI's taxonomy places the organism in Eukaryota, Metazoa, Chordata, Actinopteri, Syngnathiformes, Syngnathidae. Gene Ontology annotation, cellular component: mitochondrial small ribosomal subunit; ribosome. Gene Ontology annotation, molecular function: structural constituent of ribosome. The record is from RefSeq and is a predicted model, not a curated record. Bases 177 to 572 code for a protein of 131 amino acids. The transcript is spliced from 4 exons. Gene Ontology annotation, biological process: mitochondrial translation.